Molecule: messenger RNA, 2376 nt
Organism: Gaeumannomyces tritici R3-111a-1
Lineage: Eukaryota; Fungi; Ascomycota; Sordariomycetes; Magnaporthales; Magnaporthaceae
Exons: 1
Coding region: 342-1187 (281 amino acids)
Source: RefSeq, a predicted model, not a curated record
UAGCUGUGCCUCACCCUCAUCCUCUUUCUCCUUUCUCUCCCUCUUUUCUUUCCUCAGCAAGCAUCUUAAUUCAUAAAGCCAUUUUUUGUUUUGUUUUUUUCCCCUUUUCCCUUUUCACCCUUCCCUUACCAAAGAGCUGUGCUCUUGCCCAAUAAUCACCCAAAAAAUCAAAAAUCAAAACAUCACGAGAAGCUUGCCGGCCAGCUUCUUUUUACCAUCAUUCGAUAAACACCAUAAUCUGGCUUUACUUGCUCAGCAAACGCUCAGAAUCUCACAUUUCCCCAGUUGGACAAUUUCAAUACACGCAGCAUUCCUCCAUUAAUAACAACAUCCCUGUCAAAAUGUCGUCUCAGCUCUCUUUCUCUCUCCGCGUUUCUUCGGGCGUCAAGUCCGUCCACCUUCUCGGCUCUUGGGACAACUACCAGAACCAGCUCCCCCUGUCCAAGGACAAGACCGCCAGCAAGUCCGGCUCGUGGAAGGGCACCUUCCGCUUCCCCGUCAACACCCUCGAGGCCGGCCAGCGCUACUGGUACUACUACAUCAUCGAUGGCUACCACUGCGCCCACAACCCCGCCGAGGCCUCGACCGUUGAGCCCACCACUGGCCGCUCCCUGAACAUCCUCGAUGUUGCCAAGUCGUCGUCCUCCAAGAGCUCGUCCCGCCACUCCAGCAGCUCGUCCAAGUCGUCCAAGUCUUCGUCCUCGUCCUCCUCCAAGCGCUCGUCCAGCGACAUCGCCAAGGGCCGCCCCCUGUCCAUCUCCCAGAUCAAGUCGCCCAAGCCCGUGGCCCCCCACGCCACCCGCCACAUCCUGGACGGCAGCUACGACGACCAGGAGGUUGACGAGCUCGCCCAGCGCUUCGGCUCCGCCAGCUUUGACGAGUACGAGGACGUCAUCACCGACUUCGGCUCCGCCUCGCCCGUGUCGUCCCUCGGCUCCGGCUCGGACCUGUCGUACCGCUCCGACAGCUCCUCGCCCAACUCGAGCAUGUCCGGUUACUCGACCCCGGCCUCGGACUGCAGCUCUUGCACGUGCGAGCGCUACGGCAUCACCCGCAAGGGCGACCGCGUCCGCCUCGACUGCGGCGGCUCCCGCUGCGGCUACGACAACGAGUCGGACUGCUCCUCCUCCGAGGACGAGUACGUCAGCCGCUCCUCCCGCCGCAACGGCAUGGUCGUCCGCGCAUAAGCAACCAUGUCGCUGCCUCGGGUUGAGGAUCACAAAAGCUCAGGGCGGGAAGACCACCACGAGGAAUAAUGAUAAUGAUACCCCAGACCUCCUCCUCGGACGGGCCCCACUCAAAAAUACGGCACAACCACACCCACUGAAACGCAGGAAAGGGAUGAGCAGAUCCCGUCACCGUCCGCGGCGUCGUGGGGGACAGGAUUAGCAGCACGUUCCUUUCUGCUCCUGUUCCCCUCCACGCGCCGGGACUGUUAGUCGGGUGCAAGCCCCCCUUCUACCCUGAUUCGACUUUGUUGUUAGUCGGCAAUACGCGAUAGCAACGGUUGACGGAAGUUGCGGCGUCGCCGGGUCGUUGAUCCGUCUGUUCCCGCCAAGUGCUGCAAGAGGGCAGGCCGAGCCGGUCUCGGUUUUCUUGCCUUUUCUGCGCCUUGGCGUGCGUGCGACAACGACAAGACCCGGCGCCCCACGUCGCAUUUCUCGUCGGGAGAACCUUGCGCAUCGUUAAUUUUUGCAACCCACAUCCAGUUGGGUCGAUGCUGCGGCCCCCGCGACCGGCCUCUUUGCCGUCGGUUUCGCGCGAUUUUUUAUUUUUUUUACAGCUCGGUUGGAAAUCACUGAGAUUAAUUUAUCCCCCAAACUUCACCAACAAAACCCCGACAACUCCCAUAUCACCUGCGGCCCUUCUGUGAGGCGGCUGCGGGCCAGGUCUCUGGGAAACAAAACAACCUUGUUUUUUUUUUUUGCUUUAAAAAUGUUCAAUCUGGUGGCCCUGCGGCAAGAAAGAUGUCAUCUGUCCAUUUGUUUUCGUCUUGUCAGUUUCCACCCCCUAGCCAUGUUGCAGUGGUGGGGAACUAGCAGCACAGAUGGGAUGUUUUUUUGCUCGUUUCAAUCCCGUGGGCCUGCCACCACCAACACACAUCUUUUCGAGAGCGAGUUUUCCUUGCAAGCACAAGAGAAAGGGGGUUCAAUAUUUGUCAAGUAUUACACGUGCAUACUUUGCUGCCCUAUCUGGGUAUGUACUUGCACUCCUCGCUUGCGGCUCCGACUCGGGAAAGCAAUGGAUAGGAAAGGGGAAGAGAGAGAGAGCGAGAAAAUCUAUCCGUUGAGGAAUGGCAUGACUCUUGCCAUCCAUGCCCGUUAUCCACGCGACCGCGCCCCCCCUUGCUCGCCAACGUGAUACAUGCCUUGCCUG